This is a messenger RNA of Parnassius mnemosyne (clouded apollo), 1275 nucleotides long. The record is from the annotation of a GenBank genome assembly. Lineage: Eukaryota; Metazoa; Arthropoda; Insecta; Lepidoptera; Papilionidae.
AUGAAUUGCGCUGGUUGUAAUACAAUCUGCAAGUCGGGGGCGCGGCUGCUGAAUUGUCAUGCCUGUGAAGGAAUCUACCACAUUGAAUGCCUAAAUAUUAAGCAUCAACAAUAUUCAUCACUGACAGAAGAAUUUAAGGCAACCUGGAAAUGUCCCUCGUGCAAUAAUAUUACCCGUCGUGGACGAUCCAACUUGCUUACGCCUGUGCAAUCCACGCAAAUACCUUUGGACGAUAACAUGAAUAUGUCAUAUGAAACCGAGGGCCAAGCACCCAUCUCAUCGAACAGUCCCUGUACUCUGACUAGACCAGCUGCUUCAGUCCCUGACUGUGUUGCCCUGGAGACGGGUGUUACUUUCCAUACAUUCACAAAGGAACUUCAUAAGACCAUUGAGGAAUGGCGAAGCGACAUGAACAAUACACUAACUGUAUUCAAAGAGAAUAUCAAGAGUUCACUACAUGACUGGCGAUAUGAGAUGGAGGCGAGUAUAACUAAACUUAAUGAUGAUUUAAAAUCUGCUUUAAAUGGAUUCAGGGACGAGAUAUGCACCCUUCGUGCUGAACAUGAGCGUCUAAAGUAUCAAACUAUUGAUAUAUCCCAUGAUGUUUCAGAAUUAAAAGCAUCUAUGCAAUUUCUUUCCGGGGAACAAGAUGAUCUCAAAAAAAAAGUGGAUGACACAAUACGUAAAUCUACCGAACAAUCUAGCCUAACUAUUAGCACCUUGGAAAAUAGAAUCGAGUACCUCGAGCAACAAGCCAGACAAUGCAACGUCGAAAUCUGUAACAUUCCUGAAACUCGCAGUGAAAACUUGUUGAACAUAAUGGGAUCAAUUAGUACGGCUAUUAACUUUCCGAUUUCUCAGAGAGAUAUCCUGUCAAUCCAUAGAGUUCCCCAUGCUCACCAUCAAACAAAAUGGCCGAAAAAUGUUAUUGUAAAACUAUCAUCACGCAUCCUUCGGGACAACGUACUUGCGGCUUUCCGUAAGGUGAAAACUCUCAAGACCGACCAGCUAGGUCUCUCCGGAUUGCCAAUGACCAUAUAUAUGAACGAGCAUCUUACACUGAAGAAAAAACAAUUAUUUCGUAAAACCAGAGAUCUCGCCACUAUGCACCAAUACAAGUACGUCUGGGUUCGGAAUGCCACUAUUCUGGUGCGCGAACGAGAUGGUGAAACUGCUUUUGCUAUACGCACAGAUGAUGACCUUCGUAAGAUCAAAAGUCGCACUAAAGGUGGUGAUAAUAGGCCUUGUGGUAGUUCUACCCAACAUAUUCAGUAA